Messenger RNA from Argentina anserina (silverweed cinquefoil), 2016 nucleotides. Its product is annotated as disease resistance RPP13-like protein 4. Bases 1 to 2016 code for a protein of 671 amino acids. The transcript has a single exon. Gene Ontology annotation, biological process: defense response to other organism. The record is from RefSeq and is a predicted model, not a curated record. NCBI's taxonomy places the organism in Eukaryota, Viridiplantae, Streptophyta, Magnoliopsida, Rosales, Rosaceae.
AUGUCCAACCCACCCCUUGUUACUAAUUCAUUCAAGACACCUUAUGUGUCUCUGGAUCUUCUUUCAUACUUGAAAUCUGACCUGCAGGUCACACCAUUCCAAAUCUUCAACGAAGUUAUGAUGCCGGGUUUUGAAGAACACAUAUCCAAUGGCCACAAAAACAGCAACAAGGAAGAUACACAGACGAUACUUCGGGAGAUCAUGAAUGAUCUGAUUCCCAUUAGUAAGGCCUGCGGAAUAUUGCAGAAGUGGCAAGAUGGUGUCAGCCGCGCUAUCGAAAAUUUAGCUUACCAGAGCUUGGAUGAUGCAUCCAGAGAAAGAACAGAGACACAGGAAAACACCAACAGAGACAAUCAUCUGGACAAGCUUAACAGGACCCGCAGCAUUGUCUCCGAGUUGAAGAAAUACGUUUGUUUCGAUCUAGACAGUUUGAGUAAAGAGAUCUCAAAACUCUUUGAUACUCCGGUGCCCGGUGAAGACUCGCAGCCUUUGAAGACCGAUAAUUCGGUUGCAUCAACAAAGUUUCAGGCAAUCUACGACGGUCUAGAAAAGAAAAUGAAGGACUGCUUGCUCUGUUUCUCAAUGUUCCCUGAAAAUGCUGUCAUAAAGAAGAAGGUUUUGAUCCAUUGGUGGGUUGGUGAGGGGUUCAUAGACAAUUUGGACACAGCAGAGACUGCCGAGCAGGCAGGGAACAAAUGCUUCCAAGAGUUUUUGGAGAAGGACAUUAUCGUGCCCUCCUGCAAAGGAGACAGGCCAAGUGCAGACAGCUGCAUGAUGCAGCCUCACAUCCGUCAUGCUGUGAUUAAGCUUGCAAAGAAAGAAGGGUUCUUUGAUUUCGACAGAAUUGACAAACCGACUGAAGAUUCCUCUUGCUCUAAGAGGACAUACCUGGUGAGAACCAUAGAAGGAUCCAAUGUCCGAGAACUGCCAUUCCAUUCAAAUCCGGAGAAGGUUCAGAGUCUGAUCAAUGUUAAUGAGCCUCAUCUUUAUUUUAGACCAAAGUGGUUUUCAAAGAUGAAAAGCGUCAAAGUUUUGCAGCUUGGGAAAUGGCAAAAGUCUGCGGAAGCAGCUGAAACCCUCAUUGAAGUAGAGGACUGUGAAUUCCUGAAAGGUUUGAAGAAUAUGAGAGAGCUGCGGUACUUGAGCCUCCGAGGAAUCUCUAGAAUCACAGAGCUUCCUGCUUCAAUAUGCAAAGCCCGCAAUCUGAGAAUCCUGAACCUCAAUGGAUGUUGUGAUUUGGAGAAACUCCCCCAUGGGAUAGGCUCACUCAAGAACCUGACACACUUGGACAUGUACGAGUGUUACUUGAUAAGCGGCUUGCCUGAAGGACUUGCUUUGCUCUCUAAUCUCCAAGUGCUCAAAGGGUUCGUCAGUAGUACAAGAUCAAGAAGCAAUGACUGUAAGCUAGAUGAUUUGUCAAAGUUGGAGAAUCUACGGAAGCUGAGUAUCCGCAUAGACAGAGAUCACUCUGAUACAGCAGAAAGAGAGCUGAAGUCCUUAGCAAAGUUCAAAAAGCUUCGAUCACUGUCUAUAUCAUGGUCACCAAUAUAUGUCGCGCCUGCCACUCAAACUCUCCAAAAGCUCCGAACUCUUACCAAGAAGCUAACCAGAGCAAAAGGAUUCAAAGGAAUAAAGAAUUGGCCUUCAAUAUUGGCUCCGGAGUCUCCACUAAGUGCUCAUUUGGAGAAACUUGAUCUCCAUUACUGCCCUCAUUCUCAGAUGCCAAAGUGGUUGGCACCGACGCUUCUCAGUAACCUAAAGAAGCUCUAUAUCAGAGGAGGAAGGCUCUCAGAUCUUGGUCAGAAUGGCAUCAAGUGUCAAUGGGAUAAUGUCCAAACAGUACGCUUGAUGUUCUUGGAAGAACUAGAAAUGAACUGGGAAAAGCUGCAAGAAUUGUUUCCGAAACUUAGUUACUUGGAGAUUGUCGAAUGCCCUAGACUUUUGGACCAAUGUGAUAAGUUUGUGUGGAAAAAGGAAGACUCAGAGCAAGCAGAAUCAACGAGUCCCAAUGUUUAG